This is a messenger RNA of Panicum virgatum (switchgrass), 568 nucleotides long. RefSeq lists its product as uncharacterized. The coding region runs from base 62 to 367 and encodes 101 amino acids. NCBI's taxonomy places the organism in Eukaryota, Viridiplantae, Streptophyta, Magnoliopsida, Poales, Poaceae. The transcript has a single exon. The record is from RefSeq and is a predicted model, not a curated record.
CCUGCCGCUCUACACAGUCCCGGCAGCACGCACUGCACUGUAGUUGUAGCAACAAAAGAAAAUGCCGCGGCGAACUCGAGUGCUGCUCGUUCUCGCCUUCGCUGCCGCGUUGCUGCUUGCCAGCGGCGGCGCCGCUCCAGAGGCCGGAGGACUCUCGGCUGAGGCGAUGCCGGCCCUGCGCGCGAGCAGCUUCGUGCUGGAGGGCGAGGAGGAGGUGGCGUACCCGCGGAGGAGGGCGCUGUACAGCGGCGGGUUCAUCGACUACGGCGCUCUUACCGCGAGCAAGGCCGCCUGCUAUGGCCCGUGCCCCGCCCGCGGGCAGCCCUACAGCAGCGGCUGCCAGGCCAUAUACCAGUGCCGCGGUUAAGCAGCGCUGCAGUCAGUCGAUUUGUACGUUUCUUGCGUAUGUUGAGGCGCGGUUAUUUGAUCUAGGUGUCAGCCUCUUAUGUUCCUUUUCCAUUUAAUAUUGUUGUGAAAAGAGUUCACUACUCAGUAAGAACAAUUAUUCAUAGUUUGAUUUAGAUUAACUUUUUCCAUAGCGAUUUUAGAGUAACUUGAUGAUCUGGCA